Messenger RNA from Symbiodinium pilosum, 2840 nucleotides. Lineage: Eukaryota; Dinophyceae; Suessiales; Symbiodiniaceae. The record is from the annotation of a GenBank genome assembly.
AUGGCGCUUCGGACGACCUCUUUGCCUGGGCAGCGGCGCGAGUUGCCCUUGGGCGAGCUGGCGGAGGAAGCCUCCCGCAUCUUGGAGGGUGAGUUGGGGCCUAGAGCCGGAUCCGUUGGCGGCAUUCAGGUUUCAGACACAGUUUGGUCCGCCGAUGGACCGGGCCAGGGUUCAGUCAUCAUAGAGGGGGUCGAGUGGAGGUCCUGGGACUACAAGGAGGAUAUCCACGUGUCUGAAGAGCUGGCGGGCAUGCUGCAGCCCGCCAUGGAGGAGGUCAACGCCAAGGGUUUGGAGCUGCGCAUGGAGAUGACACGGCAGGCUCUGGAAGCUCAGGCGGUCAUGGGUGAACCAGCACUACGUAUCAGAAUCUACACCCACGACAUCGUUAAAGCCAACCACGACAAGGACUUCCGCUCCCUGGCAGUCUUCCCUUUGUCGGAGCUCGAAGACUGCAAGCUUGUGGUGGUUCGGGCAGACUACAAAGGCGAUGUGGUGGUGGAGACGGUGACGGGGACCAUGUGGCAGCCGGGGGGGGAACGCACCGCCCCAGGCCCAGUUGCAUGUCGUCUGUGGAAAGCUGGCGAGGCCGAGUUCACCCUGCGUCGAAGGAACAGCAACCUGGCCGCAGCAGCCAUAGUGGGAUGUAUCCGGGCGGGCGCGGAGCCAAGCGGCCCAUCCUUCAAAGUUCGCGGCCGCGUCUUGUGUUUCCAGGAGCUCUUUGCAGGAUCUGCAGUGCUGUCAAAAGCCUUCGAGGCGGCGGGUGUCAAGGUUAUGGAGCCCAUCGAGGUGUUCGAAGAUCCCCAUCGCCGGCAAGGCUAUCGAGAAGCUUUCGACUUGACCCUCCCCCAGGCGCAGAAGGACUUGAUCUGUGCCGCAGGGACUUUCGAGUGCCCUGCCGGGGGCGCGGGUGGCGCGGAUCUCAAACCAACGGAGCUGGAGGGUAACCUGCUCAGCAAAAUCGGGGCGGAGGUCUUUCUCAGGGCGUUGGAGUCAGGUGCCUUCCCCAUCGCUGAGUCCACGGCAAGCUCAGGACGCUACCCCAAAAUGUGGGAUACGCCGUGGUGGAAGGAGAUUCUGGCCAGGCUGGAUGUCGCCUUUGUGGAGUUCCCUAUGUGCGCCUUUGGUCUGGGCCCGAUGGAUGAGGACGGCUUCUAUCAUCACCGCACCAGACUGGUCUUCCCGAGGAAUGAGGCUGUGGUGGCUGCGUUCUCCAGACGAUGUCCCGGUGUUGGCGCGGCUCACCGGCAUGUUCCCUUGAAAGGAGCCCGACCCGGCCAGAAGGUCACUCGUUGUACUGAGGCCGGGGUCUAUGCCAAGGACUUCGUGCGCACCGUGGUGGAAGUUCUGCAACGAGUUGUUCAGGUUGGGGGCGAGGGCGAUGAAGCCAACCCGCCACAGAGACACAGAUGGGGUGCCGAGGACGCCCGAGCAGGUGGAGUGGACCUUCGGCGAGGCCAGUCAGUUGAGUCGGAUGGGGGAGGUCGUGACGACCAGGCAGGCGAUCAACGUGGCGGACUUGACGCAAAGCACGCUGGGUGGCUCCAUGGGUUGGACGAGGGCGACGGUGACACUCACGCAGAAGGUCGACGAAGUGGACUUCACGCAAAACAGGCCGGGUGGCUCCAUGAGUUGGACGAGGGCCACAGUGACACUCAUGCAGGAGGUCGACGAGGUGGACUUCGCGCAAAGCAGGCCGGGUGGCUUGAUGAACUCGACGAUGAGGAGGGCGAUUUUCUUGCCAACACACCGGUGCAGGGCGUGGUGUAUGGCCAUUUCGAAGACACGAGGGCGGGCAGCGUGAUCGACAUAGCACACAGGGCGCCAUCUGAAGAGGCCAAAGGCGCGGCGCAGGACUACAUUCGGGAGGCGGGAGCGGGAAAGACCGGCUCCCCCGCGGCUUGGAAGUCAAUGUGUGAAUGCGGAGGGCGUCUGGUGGAGGUUGCGGGUUCGGUCACAAAGGCAGCGGAGAGCUUGUGGCGGGUUAGAGAGGAAGAGGGGCUGAACAACUUGAAGAAGGUUGACGACGAGUCCCUCGACACGGUCCUGCACCCAGACUUGCUUGCAUACCUUCGCGAUGUGAGACGCCAUGGCUUGGCAGCAAGAAGCACUGGUGAGCGCAAACGUUGCCGCGCAAAGGUCCACCCGAAUGGCAGACGCAACCUGAACCAGGUCUACAAGCAGAUUUGGAAGGACGUCAGCAAGCUUCGUGUGCUCGUGGUCCCGGCCAACCUGGGAAAUCUGGGUGAUGUUGUCUCCAGCCCCUUCGACGCCGUGGAUAAGAUGCUUCUCGACAGGUCCGUGGCGCCAGACAAACGGAUUGCGCACGACCAGAGGGCCAUCAACAGCGGCACUGACAAGGAGUGGCACCCGCCAGCGGUCCAGCCCAAGCACGAGCAGAUCGCACGUCUGGUCAGAGCCAAGAGCCAGCUUCCUGGCGUGGAGGUGCUCCUCAGCAAAAAGGACAUUGCAGGUCCCUUUCGUCUACUUUGGUUGGAUCCGAGGGAUGCUGAGUUGUUUGCUGGAGACAUGCCAUGGACGCCGGAGGAGAUGGAGGAGGGCGAUGCCGUCGACGGGACCGAGAUGACGGUAGACAAUGUCUUGGUCGAGCCUUGGGUCGGGUUGAGACCGUGGGUGGCGUCUGAGGUGUGCGAGGCUGGCGUCCAGCAGUUGUUGGGGGAGGCUGCCGUCAACCGUGAAAAAGACCUGAUGGAGGGUCCGUUCAGGACCUUCCAGACUGUGUGGGGUCUUGAUGUCGAGACGGAGACUGAAGAAGUUCACUUGCCAGAGAGGCGGGUGCUCAAAGGGGCGCUGCUGCUUGCCGAGCCGUGCUUCGAAUAUGG